Messenger RNA from Amoebophrya sp. A120, 606 nucleotides. The record is from the annotation of a GenBank genome assembly. NCBI's taxonomy places the organism in Eukaryota, Dinophyceae, Syndiniales, Amoebophryaceae.
GCAACGGCAGGUCGGAAAAACCGUGGAGGUCCGGGGCGCCUACGACUUCUCGAAGUUGCCGAAGCGUUGUCUGGAGGGCGCGCGGCCGAGGAGUACAGAAGACCACGCUGUCCUCCCAAUAAAUGGUGAAAACAAAGCUGCUAAUGAACCGACGCGAGCGUACCGGUUUGAGUUUUACAAGAGUCGGGAGGACGCGUCCAAGCUGACGCCGGAAGAGAAGCACUGGGAAGAGUGCCGCUCCAAGUGCGGCUUUCAGGACGAGAAGUGCGCUGACGUGUUCGAAAACGACCCGCUCCGCGUGCACCCAGAGCUCGACGAAAAUCCGCACGUGCCCAAGGGGGACCUCGGCCGCCUGCGUCAGUACACCUGCAAGCUUUUCAACCACCUGCUGGUGUCGCGGAGGAACGCGCCCGCGUGGACCCCCGUAGGGUCCGCCAUGGCGCGCAUGUCCAACCAGGAAUUGUGGGACACGGCGAACGAAGAAGCCUCGAACAUGUACGGUGAGAUCAUCUCACACAGGCCCAAACUGCCCGAGGGAGAGGCGGAACAGCCGGGAUCGCAGGCGGCCGGAGACGAGAGUGCCGGGGCGGGAACAGCACAGGAGGG